AUGACGAGCAUUACCUGUGUCCUCGCCUUUCUUCUCACCAUCCUAGACUCGGAAAAUCCGAGAAGUCGCUUAGUUUUAGUGGGGAACGAAAUUACUCACAACUACCGUACCUACAACAUACCACAGAAUCAAUAUUUUCCUAAACCCAAGGAUAAAAGUAUUUUAAUGGCGCCGCACAAGAUUUCGGAAAAAGAUACCUUGCUCACAUCUUACUGUUCACGCAAUUUCAAUAUGAUUAGCAUCAUGAAUGAUAUUGCAUCUGGUCUGACGGAGAUGACGCAUCCCUCGAGCCUGGAAUUAAUCAAAAAGGCUGAUAUUUAUACAGACUGUCUCGAAAAAAUAAGAUCGUGGUGGGAUGACUCAAUAGCCUCUGAGCUAGAUCCAAUCCCUUUUAUUAGCAUGAAAUCUAUUUAUUACUUGACAAAGUGUACGGCAAGCCAAAUUAUGAGGCUGGCUUCUGAAAGAUUUGUACAAGUCCAUGGGGAGUUCCGCUGUUUUGUCCCAUAUACUUAUGAAGACAAGCCUAUCAUUAAUGCGGAAAAACACAUCAAACUAGAAGUAGAAGUAUGGAAAAGACAAGCUUUCUACGGAAUGUAUGAAAUGCGACAUCAAUAUGCACUAGCAUGGUUCCACGGUCAUCUACACGUUUUUAAGCGCGCGAGAGGAAUUGAUCAUGUUUGGUAUCUCGAGACUACCCUUGACGACGUAAAAGGAAAUGGAAUUAAGAUUUAUGAUUUUAUGUUGAAAAAUUAUAGUGCUUUCGAAAAUUUUACCCUCAUGCUGGAAAAGCGUAGAGAAAAAAUUUUUCAAAAAAGUUCUAGUGGUAAACCGAGAAUGUUCAAGGAAUUCCUUCAAAAAAUAUCCGAGAAAAAAGUAAACAAAUAUCUUCAUAACGGCCUAGACAUGACUCAUAUUUCGGGUGAGCUACACUGCCCCGUCUAG
Blumeria graminis f. sp. triticale is the source of this 942-nucleotide messenger RNA. Lineage: Eukaryota; Fungi; Ascomycota; Leotiomycetes; Helotiales; Erysiphaceae. The record is from the annotation of a GenBank genome assembly.